UGUUUUAAAAAACACCAAGGAAGUAGGACCCACUAAGUGGCUAAUGAUGAGGGAAAGGGAGGCCUAAAUUAAUCACCUGUUCUUCUUGCUACCAAAAGGACAGACUUUUGCUCUCUUUAAAAAUCUUCUGAAAUCGAAGUGCCUCAGAUUCCUUGCCUACACACAGACGUGCUCGCCUUGAUGGAUGUCCCCUCCUCUCCCUCUCUCUCUCUUUUCGCAAGUCCUGUGCUGUUUUUCUAGUCCUCAUGGUUUCACAUACUCCUGCUUCGAAUUGGGAAGGCGGUUACUGGGUUUUGGACUUCUGGGUAGUUGCGCUUUCAGCUCCAGAAGAGCAUUCACUAAGGUUAGUGGUUAGCUUGCUUUCAAAUAUACCCCUUUAGAUUUUUGUUACGCUGUUUGAGAGAGAACAAAAUGACCGGAGAAAAGAACAACUUUCAACUGGGCUAAUGCAACUGCUCAUGGUUGGUUGAGCAUAAGGAAAUCUUAGUUCACUUUCCACGUUUAUGCUCAUGGGAACAAUGACUACAUCUAGUAUGCCCGUCCCACGAGUAGCAUCUAAUUUUGAUGAGGUUUCUAUGCAUCAGAGCUUGCUCUUCUCUGAUAGUCUCAAGGAUUUGAAGAAUUUGAGAACACAAUUAUAUUCAGCGGCAGAGUACUUUGAACUAUCAUACACAAAUGAUGACCAGAAACAUAUAGUGGUAGAAACAUUGAAAGAUUAUGCCAUUAAAGCUCUCGUGAAUACAGUGGACCAUUUGGGUUCUGUGACAUAUAAGGUUAAUGAUUUCUUUGAUGAAAAAGUGGAUGAAGUUUCCGGCACAGAAUUUCGGGUAUCUUGCAUUGAACAGAGGCUAAGGACAUGCCAAGAAUAUAUUGAUCAUGAGGGUCUUUCCCAACAGUCAUCAGUGAUAGAUACUCCGAAAUACCACAAGCGGUACAUCUUGCCAGUUGGUGAGACCAUGCGUGGUGCCAACAAAACUAAAUCCAAAUACGAAGGUUGCAACCUAGAUGAUGAAGAUGAAUGGCAUCAAUUUCGGAAUGCUGUUCGUGCUACCAUUGGAGAAACCCCCCCACCUACGGUCAGCAAAGGGCGUUCUCCAUCUCCUUCUCCACAACCUUCCCAGCGGCCUGGAGUUUUUUCUUUUACAUCUACCAUGCCCAAAAAGGAAUUAGAGAAGCGAACAGUUUCACCUCAUCGGUUUCCACUUUUACGGUCUGGAUCUCUUGCAAGUAGGCCAACGACCCCGAACAAAAGUCAGUCAACUACCCCAAACUCAAGUAGGCCGACCACUCCGAAUCCUUCUAAUGCAAGACGACGGUACCCUUCGGAGCCUCGUAAAUCAGCUUCAAUGCGAUUACAUGCUGAAAGGGAAAAUGGAAGAGAGGUUGAACAAUACCCCAGCAAAAGUAAACGCCUCCUCAAAGCCCUGCUUAGCCGGCGCAAGUCAAAGAAAGACGACAUGCUAUACACUUACUUGGACGAAUACUGAGAAUGGACAUUGGAAGCAGAAAAUUACUGCAUAGUUUUUCUUUCAGCUUUACCCUUUGUUUGAUUU
Messenger RNA from Prunus avium (sweet cherry), 1553 nucleotides. NCBI's taxonomy places the organism in Eukaryota, Viridiplantae, Streptophyta, Magnoliopsida, Rosales, Rosaceae. The record is from RefSeq and is a predicted model, not a curated record.